AUGCGUUCCUUCAUUGCCCUGAUCCAGGGCGUGGCCCUGGCCACCCCCGUCUACGCCGUUGACCCUGCUGCUGUCUACAGCGGUGGCUACAACUUAUCCAGCGAAGUCCUGCUCCGCAUCGGUAACGGUGGUGCCGGACAAAGCGGACUGAUUGGCGUUCUCGCGGACGCCUUCAUCAAAUCAAGUGUCAAAAACGGCUCAGCUCCGUUCAAAAUAGCCUGGUACAAAAGCGAUACAACCGAAUCAAUUAAUUACCUCAAAUCUAAUACCGUCGACCUCGGCAUAACCUACGCCCCCGCUGCCGAGCAAAUAGCCAUAACCCAAGCCAUCGCCAAGUCCCCAGCCUGGUACGCCUGGCGGGACCAUUUCCUCCUAACCGGCCCGCCCUCGAACCCUGCCAAGCUAUCCAACACCGCCGACAUCACAACAAUGUUCUCACAAAUCUUUUCAGCCGCGGAAGCCGGCACGUCCUCGCCACCCGUGCGCUUCCUCUCGCGCUACGACAAGUCCGCCACAAACAUCAAGGACUCGCAGCUGUGGAUCGAGAUCGGACAGGUCCCUUGGGCGACGGCGUACUCAACAUGGUACCACCAGUACAUUGCGUAUCCGAUCCAGGCGCUGACGGCGGCGAUUUUGUUGGAUGAGUAUACUAUUACGGAUCGGGGGACGUUCUUGUCUAUUGAUGCUGGGUUACGGAACCGGACGACUGUUUAUAAGGCUGCGACGGAUGCGCCGGAGGAUCAGUUGCUUAAUCCAGCUCAUAUGCUUGUUGGGCGUGGGGCGAGAAAUGAGAGGAUGGCGGAUCAGUUUGCGCAAUGGGUUAUUGGGAUUGAGGGGCAGAGGGCUAUUGUUGGGUUUAAGAAGGAUGGACAGCAGCUUUAUACGGCUGCUCCGGUUAAUAAGACUGCGCUGUUUUAG
Penicillium concentricum is the source of this 918-nucleotide messenger RNA. RefSeq lists its product as uncharacterized. The transcript is spliced from 2 exons. The record is from RefSeq and is a predicted model, not a curated record. Bases 1 to 918 code for a protein of 305 amino acids. NCBI's taxonomy places the organism in Eukaryota, Fungi, Ascomycota, Eurotiomycetes, Eurotiales, Aspergillaceae.